AUGUCUAUCAGCCACCCGGACGCCGAAGGCCAAGGCCAAAUCCAGGUGCCCCAACAGGCACUGGUAAUCCAAAGCCCGUGGACAGAGCUGAUCUUCCAGGGGCAAAAGACAUGGGAACUCCGAGGACGUAACCUCAAAAAAAGAGGCCGUGUCGCCAUAGCAGCAAGUCGCACCGGAACGCUCGUCGGAGAGGUUGACUUCGUCGACGCAUUCCCCGUAGGAAAAAAGGUGGACGACACCUGGCAACCCUACAGCGAGCGUCUGCUAGACAAAGAACGUUUUUUCCUGCUGCCCGAGAAUAUCCAACACCACCAAGUUCGCAAACCAUCCAGGAUGAAAUACAAGACCGUGUACGCUUGGAUCAUGGAAAAUCCGAUCAAGUACAUACCUUCCAUACAAUAUGAACCGGUGCAAGGUCCACUUUGGCCAAAGCUAACCCCCAGCGUUCGUCAACGCAUCAGCAAGAGACGACGAGAAGGCCUCGAGCACGACGACAAGAAGUCCAAAAAGAACAAGAUCGACGGCUCAACCGACAAGAUCGAGUGA
Molecule: messenger RNA, 546 nt
Organism: Symbiodinium natans
Lineage: Eukaryota; Dinophyceae; Suessiales; Symbiodiniaceae
Source: the annotation of a GenBank genome assembly